AUGAACGACCAGUACCACCGAGCCGCCCGGGACGGCUACCUGGACCUGCUGAAGGAAGCCACCAAGAAGGACCUGAACUCGCCGGACGAGGAUGGCAUGACCCCGACCCUCUGGGCCGCCUACCACGGCAACCUGGACGCCCUGCGCCUCAUCGUCAGCAGAGGGGGUGAUCCAGACAAAUGUGACAUCUGGGGGAACACCCCCCUCCACCUGGCAGCAGCCAAUGGCCACCUGAACUGCCUCUCCUUCCUCAUCUCCUUUGGGGCCAACAUCUGGUGCCUGGACAAUGACUACCACACCCCACUGGACAUGGCAGCCAUGAAGGGGCACAUGGAGUGUGUGCGGUACCUGGACUCGAUUGCUGCCAAGCAGAGCAACCUCAACCCCAAGCUGGUGAGCAAACUGAAGGACAAGGCCUUUCGGGAUGCAGAGAGGAGGAUUAAGGACUGCGUGAAGCUGCAGAAGAAGCACCACGAAAGGAUGGAGAAACGGUACAGAAAGGAGAUGUCAGAUAAUUCGGACACCAUGAGCUUUUCCAGCUAUUCAAGCAGCACCUUAAGCAAGAAGUUCCAGCACAUGUCUAUGGUGACUUCCCUGCCAUACUCACAAGCCACCAUCCAUGGCACAGCCAAGGGGAAGACGAAAAUACAAAAGAAACUAGAGAAGAAGAAGCAGGUGGACGGGACAUUCAAGAUCUACGAGGAUGGCAGGAAAAGCGUGCGCUCUCUGUCUGGUCUGCAGCUGGGCAAUGACGUCAUGUUUGUGAAGCAGGGCACGUACGCCAGCCCGAAGGAGUGGACUCGCCGCAAUAUCCGAGACAUGUUCCUCACGGAUGAAGACACUGUCUCCCGUGCCAUAAGCGACCCAGGUUUGCACAUGGACUCGGCCCACUCGGAGGUCAGCACCGACUCCGGACACGACUCCUUGUUCAACCGUCCCGGGCUGGGCACCAUGGUGUUCCGGCGCAACUACGUGAGCAGCGGGCUCUUCGGGAUCGGCCGGGAGGACGGGGCCGCGCCGGGGGAGGACGGCGCCGACGGGAUGGGCGUCAGACUGCGGAGCCGCCUGCAGCGCUCGCCAAGUCUCAACGACAGCAUUGGCAGUGCCAACAGCCUGCAGGAGAGGAACGCGGAGGAGCUGCCCUGGGAUGAGGUGGAGCUGGGCUUAGACGACGAUGAUGAACCAGACACAAGCCCCUUGGAAACUUUUCUGGCUUCCCUGCACAUGUUUGAAUUCAUCUCCAUCCUGAAGAAGGAAAAGAUUGACUUGGAGGCCCUCAUGCUGUGUUCAGACAAUGACCUGAAGAGCAUCAAUAUCCCUUUGGGCCCCAGGAAAAAGAUUGUGGAUGCCAUCCAGAGGAGACGACAAACGCUGGAGAAGCCAGAUGUCAUUGUAGACACUGAACUGUAA
Molecule: messenger RNA, 1410 nt
Organism: Onychostruthus taczanowskii (white-rumped snowfinch)
Lineage: Eukaryota; Metazoa; Chordata; Aves; Passeriformes; Passeridae
Gene: USH1G
Product: USH1 protein network component sans
Exons: 2
Coding region: 1-1410 (469 amino acids)
Biological process (GO): sensory perception of sound; sensory perception of light stimulus; equilibrioception
Molecular function (GO): protein binding
Source: RefSeq, a predicted model, not a curated record